Messenger RNA from Calliphora vicina (urban bluebottle blowfly), 641 nucleotides. RefSeq names its product NADH dehydrogenase (ubiquinone) B18 subunit (gene ND-B18). Gene Ontology annotation, cellular component: mitochondrion. The record is from RefSeq and is a predicted model, not a curated record. Lineage: Eukaryota; Metazoa; Arthropoda; Insecta; Diptera; Calliphoridae. The coding region runs from base 117 to 470 and encodes 117 amino acids. The transcript has 2 exons.
CAAUGUGACAUUUGUGUACCAUCAAACAUUUAGCUGCAAAUUUACGUAAUUUGCCUUCAUUAAAUUGAAUUUUUUUGUAAAAAUUUCUUAAUUGAGGCAAAUUUCCAAUAACAAAAAUGGGUAAUGCAUUAAUACGUGCUGCUCAUCCUGACACCAUGCCAGGACCCGACUGUGUACCCUCAUUCGAUCCUCUGAUGGGUGCACCAAAUCGCAAAGAACGUGUCAUGAAAGCGAGCACAGAAGAAAUGAUUUCUGCCAAACUGCCAUUAGCUGAUCGUGAUUAUUGUGCCGAUAAAUUGUUGAAAUAUCGUGCCUGCCGUGCUGAUGUAUUCCCAUGGUUGUACAAAUGUCAUCAUGAGAAACAUGAAUACAUGAACUGCGAAUAUGAGGACUAUGUAUUGCGUAUGAAGGAGUUCGAACGUGAGAGACGAUUGUUGGAACGUCAAAAGCGUUCAGAAGCAGCUGCCUAAGGUAAAACCCACAACAUACAUAUGUACACAGCAAUUAGUUCAAUUUCUUUCUAUUGGAAGCUGGGACUUUAAAGUUUUCUUUACGUAAAUACGAGAAUUAAGAAGCCAAUAAAGAAGUGUUAAAAAAUUUAAAUUGUUUAACAAUAAAUUCCUAAUAAUAAGUCGUAAAAA